This is a messenger RNA of Nelumbo nucifera (sacred lotus), 1106 nucleotides long. RefSeq names its product proteasome subunit alpha type-6. The record is from RefSeq and is a predicted model, not a curated record. Gene Ontology annotation, cellular component: proteasome core complex, alpha-subunit complex; proteasome core complex. NCBI's taxonomy places the organism in Eukaryota, Viridiplantae, Streptophyta, Magnoliopsida, Proteales, Nelumbonaceae. Gene Ontology annotation, biological process: ubiquitin-dependent protein catabolic process.
GGCCUGCCAUUCAUUCAUAUCAAGCACUGCCUUAAUGCCUUUUACUUUCUCAGUUUCUUGCACAGAAAGUUUUUUUAUUCCACUCCCCUGCUAAUUUUUAUCAGAGAAAAACGCAAAGCCCUAAAGUCUAAUUACAGAUCAAGGAACUCGACCAUGAGUCGUGGAAGUGGAUCUGGUUAUGACCGUCAUAUAACGAUCUUCUCCCCUGAAGGUCGUCUAUUUCAAGUCGAGUAUGCUUUUAAGGCGGUAAAGGCUUCCGGGAUCACCUCGAUUGGUGUUCGAGGAAAGGAUUCAGUAUGCGUUGUCACACAGAAGAAGGUCCCGGACAAGCUUUUGGAUCAGACUAGCGUUACACAUCUUUUCGCCAUUACCAAGUACCUUGGAUUAUUAGCCACUGGAAUGACAGCUGAUGCAAGAACCUUAGUUCAACAAGCAAGAAAUGAAGCAGCUGAGUUCCGUUUCAGAUAUGGAUAUGAGAUGCCUGUGGAUGUAUUGUCCAAGUGGAUUGCAGACAAAUCACAGAUAUAUACUCAACAUGCCUAUAUGAGACCUCUUGGAGUAGCUGCUAUGGUUUUGGGUAUUGAUGAAGAAAAUGGGCCUCAACUCUUCAAGUGUGAUCCAGCUGGCCACUUUUUUGGUCAUAAGGCUACAAGUGCUGGCUUAAAAGAACAAGAGGCAAUUAAUUUCUUAGAGAAGAAAAUGAAGAAUGAUCCUGCAUUCUCCUACGAGGAGACCGUACAGACUGCAAUUUCUGCUCUGCAAUCAGUUUUACAAGAGGAUUUCAAGGCCACUGAAAUUGAGGUGGGAGUCGUUAGAAAGGAAAAUCCAGUUUUCAGAGUGUUGUCCACGGAGGAGAUUGAUGAGCAUUUGACAGCCAUAAGUGAGCGUGACUGAGUCGCUGAGUAUGUACCAGAGCUACAUGGCAUAAACUCUCCUGCAGGUUGAUUAAAGACAAAUCUGUUAUUUUUUUGUUGUUACCAUAAUUAUUGAUGUUGAAUCCAAACUGGCAAUUUAAGAUUUCCUGAUCCUAUUAUCAGAGAACAUUUUCAUGAUCUUCGGGCAUAACCCUUCUGUAAACUUGUUCACCGGAAAUUUUACUUUUGGCA